Messenger RNA from Diaporthe citri, 2526 nucleotides. RefSeq lists its product as uncharacterized. NCBI's taxonomy places the organism in Eukaryota, Fungi, Ascomycota, Sordariomycetes, Diaporthales, Diaporthaceae. The transcript has 10 exons. The coding region runs from base 1 to 2526 and encodes 841 amino acids. The record is from RefSeq and is a predicted model, not a curated record. Gene Ontology annotation, molecular function: oxidoreductase activity; O-methyltransferase activity.
AUGCUUGCCAACGCACCGCCUCUCAUGGAAUGGAUAGGUAUGUCUUGUGAGGAAUGCUGGCCCGCGGCCACACGCAUCAUCCAGGCCUUGACCAAGUGGCCCGGUCCGCCGUGGCUACCCAGCCGGACCGGUCACAAUCUUGCCAACGGGACAUCUGGUACGUUCUUCGAGACUCUGGAGAACGAUCCCGCUCGAUCUCAGCGCUUCGCUAUUUCGAUGAGCGUCAUGCAAAACUUCCCAGGAUGGGAACCAAAAGCUGUGUUGGAAGUCUACGACUGGGGUGCUUUAGACGCCGACGCUGUUGUUGUCGAUGUUGGCGGUGGGGACGGAACAUUUGCUAUGGCUCUUGCCGAGCGACACCCGAAACUGAAGCACAUCAUCGUCCAAGAUGUUGCAGCUACUGUAGAGAGGGCAUCAAGCUUGAGUCCCCAGCAGGAGGGCGACGUGAUCUCGUUCCAAACGCACGACUUUUUCCAUGCCCAGCCCGUGAAGCACGCCGACGUCUACUUCCUUCGCAAGAUCCUACAUGACUGGCCGGAUGACUAUGCCGUCAAGAUCUUGCAGCAGCUGGUUCCAGCUAUGAAGCCCGGCGCACGGGUUUUCAUCAAUGACCACUAUAUGCCACCGCCAGGCACUAUGACUGCGUACAACGAAUGGUCUGCCAGUAAGGAAAGGACCGAGUCUCAGACGUCUGAUCCCGUCCUCAUGAAAAUCCAUAACGCCUUUAAGGCUUUCGGAGCCGCCACGGGCAUCCUUCGCGCGGACUUCUUCAGAGCACUUAUCAGCGAUUCGAAUUAUGGCACCCACACCAAGGUUAAAACCGCGGAUGGUGUUCCUUUGAAGGUCGGAAUCAUAGGAGCCGGAGCGGCUGGCCUCUAUGCCGCCAUGUUGCUGGACUCGCUUGGAAUCGAUUAUGAUAUCCAUGAAGGCUCUGGUCGCAUCGGUGGCAGAAUUUACACGCAUCGGUUUGAUCAAGAAGCGUGGGACAAGGCAACGCCAGAUAAGCCAGACUACUAUGAUUAUUAUGAUGUGGGAGCCAUGCGAUUCCCGCCAAUGACACCGGGGUAUAUGGAGCGAAUACUUGGUGCCCACAACUGGAGUCUCAUUCCCUACAUCAACUCACAUCCCAAUGUGGCCAAAAAGGACCAUGUCGUCCAGAUUCCUUACAUCUUCAACACCAGCUCGACUUUCCGGCUGUUCAAUAAUGUCCUGGCUUUCAACAACGAAUCCACCAGCCCCGAUAGGUUUCACGUAAAACUGCUGCGUAACAAUGUCUCCGACCCCUUUAACGCACUUGGUUCGUCGAAUGUUUUUAGCCAAGCAACCGAUGAAUUCAUGUCAGCUCUCAGUGACUCCGAUGGAGGCCUCAACACCAAGGGAUGGGACCACCUGAUGGAUUAUGACUCGCUGUCCGUGCGAGCUUAUUUACUCGCGCAAGGCUUCACGAUGGAUGAGAUAGACUGGCUAGAGACUAUGAAUGAUGCCACUGGGCACUAUGACAUGUACAGUUUACCGCAAUCCAUCCUCGAAGAAUGGGUUUUCCAGGGCACCGGUACGGAAAAUUGGACUUGUAUCCGCGGUGGUAUGGAUAUGCUCACAAAAGGGAUGACCCUGGUUCUCAAAAGAAAACCAAAGAUGCACAACAAGGUUACUGAUAUCAGAGCUGGGAAUAAGGGCGCUCUCAAGGUCAUCGUCAACCAUACAGUUGAGCACGAAUAUGCCCACGUGAUCUCCACCGUGCCACUAGGUCCUCUGCAAGCUAUCAACACGACGGAACUUAAGCUCGGAUACUUCCGAAACAACGCCAUCAGGACAUUGAACUACGACCCAAGCACCAAGAUCGGGAUCAAGUUCAAGACACGAUGGUGGGAGAAUCUUACCAGUGGGGCCUUCCAAGGGGGGCAAUCAUUCACGGAUCUUCCCAUCAGGCGAGCUGUAUAUCCCUCAUAUGGGCUCAACAUCAAAAGUGCUCCGGGCACGAUGAUUGCCUCCUAUGUGUGGGGCCAGGACGCCUCCAGGCUGGGUGCUUACCUCAACGCCCACAAUCCCAAGACACAAGCACCAUUCCAGCCUGAGGGUUUCAAGGAGCUUACUGAGCUCACCCUGCGAGACUUGGCUGCAUUGAAUAAUGUCUCCUACCACUUCCUGCGUGAGCAAUUCGUGGGUAUUCAUGCCUAUGAUUGGUACCAGUCUGAGUUCUCGAACGGUGCUUUCGCCAUCUUUGGACCGGGCGAGUUCAGCACUGUGAUGCCUCGCCUGAUGACUCCAGCGUGGAACGGGCACUUGCAUUUUGGCGGCGAAGCCUUGAGUUCUGGCCACGCGUGGAUCAUAGGGGCUAUCAAUUCUGCGUGGAGAAAUGUGAUGGAGAUCCUGGACACCGAAGGGCUGGAACAUAAGGCGAAGGAACUGAUUUCGAUGUGGGGAGGUCCAAUUGAUGAUGUUGAUAUGGGCUGGUAUAAUUUCAACACUAUGGGGUGGACCGAGUACGGCGUGCAGAUUGAUCUUGUGAGGCCAGAACCGCAGUAA